Messenger RNA from Brassica napus (rape), 2853 nucleotides. RefSeq names its product putative nuclease HARBI1. The transcript has 4 exons. The record is from RefSeq and is a predicted model, not a curated record. The coding region runs from base 1330 to 2649 and encodes 439 amino acids. NCBI's taxonomy places the organism in Eukaryota, Viridiplantae, Streptophyta, Magnoliopsida, Brassicales, Brassicaceae.
UGUUUCUAAAAGAAUAAAAGCAAAAAAAUAAAUGAAAAAGAAAUAAAAAGCAUAGGAACGGUCUUAAUUUUGGGAUUUUUAGGAUUGUUUAAGGAUCCAUACGUGGAGACUUUCUAUUGGAUCGAGUUAACUUUUCUAUCUCUCUUCUUUUCUUUUAUUUUAUUUUAUUUUCUUUUCUUUUCUUCCUCUUUCUUCGAUCUCUCCGUCUUCUAUGGCGAUUCUUUUUUGAUCUCGGAUCAGUCUUCUUCUUCUUCGAUUGGUCUUCUUCUUUGAUCGAUCGAUCAUCUUCUUCUUCUCACUUUGCAAAGAUGAAAGAUCCAUUCGUCCUCUCGUUGGCCGUGUAGACAAAUCUUCACCGCACAGUCAUCUUCUUCUUCUCACCGUUCAGGCUUGAAACCGUUGGAUUGGGUCAACUUCUCCUUCUCACCGUUGAAUCCGAAACCGUUGGAUUCGAUCAUGGAUUUGGAUAGAUCGAAAACCAAAUCUCCCGAGGAACUCAUUUCCAUCGGCUGGGAUGAUGGCAUAUUGGGAUCACUAUGAAAGCUUCUCAAUUUAUUAGUUGGAUCAACAACCAGGCGAGUGCUAAUAAGCUGAUCACCAGUUAUUUUUCUACUGUUAAUUUAAUCUUCUAAUGUCUGGUGAUGUAUCAAUUGCAGGCAUCACUUUGUUAUUCCUUUGUGGAGAGGAAAAGAUUACAUCACGAUGUCUGCUUAAGGAUGUGUGGUGUGCGUGGUGAAGGCAGGGGCAUUUUCUUUUGCAUUGAUUACGGACCAGAGUCUCUCUCAGAAACGGGUGCAACAUCAAUGGAGCAUUCAUUACCGAACACAAUCUUCCAUUUCACAGUUGGCAAGAGGUGAAACAGAGAAAACUUGUGAUACAAGAAGCCAAGACUUCACUCAACACUCGUGACAUCGAGCUUUGAAGCAGAGACAAGACUUCACUCAACACUCCUGGCAUAAAGCUUUCAAGCAGAGAAGAAGCCAAGACUCGUGACAUAAAGCUUUAAAGCAGAGACAAGACUUCACUUCACUCAACACCUCGUGACUCUCCUUUAUUUUAUCUCAAGCCAUUGGCGCUUAUAUAUUACAACACUCGUGUAGCCAAAUAAUGAACAUUUCUCUCCUUGUGUAACCAUUUGUCUUUAAAUACAAAACAGUUCAAAACCAUUACAGAAGUUGUCGCAAGCGCAAAUACAAUUUUACCAUUUCUCAUCCUCAAAAUCAUUUUUCUCAAGUUCAAGCUAUCAUUUCUCUCAUCCUCAAAUACAUUUUCUCAAGCUCAACUCUCAUUUCUCUCAUCUUCAAAUACAUUUUCUCAAGCUCAAGCUAAAUGGCUUCUUCUUCUAAUAAUGAUAUUGAAAAUAAUGAUAUUGAAGAAAUGAUGGAUGAAAAAUUUGAUCAAUAUUUCGAUCAAUAUUUUGAAAAUCUCCUCAUUCGUAAUGAAAAUCGCCAAGAAGCAUCAAGGUCAAAAAAAAAACGAGCUUACAUCGAAAGACAACGGGAACAGGGACACUUGCAGUUAUGGAACGAUUAUUUUAGUGAAGAUGCAACAUAUCCUUCUCACAUGUUUCGACGCCGGUUUCGAAUGAACAAGCCCUUGUUCAUGCGUAUUGUUGAUCGACUUUCCGCUGAAGUCCCAUACUUUCAACAUAGAAGAGAUGCUACUGGAAGGUUCGGUCACUCUCCGUUACAAAAGGCAACUGCAGCAAUUCGUAUGAUGGCAUAUGGUUGUCCAGCUGAUGCGGUCGACGAAUACCUCCGACUUGGUGAGACCACGGCGCUUUUAUGCUUGGAACAUUUUGUUCAAGGAAUCAUAAAUUUAUUUGGAGAUGGGUAUCUAAGAAGACCCACACCAGAAGAUCUUCAACGACUGCUCGAUAUUGGAGAGAUACGCGGAUUUCCGGGGAUGAUAGGAAGUAUUGAUUGUAUGCAUUGGGAGUGGAAGAAUUGUCCAACCGCAUGGAAAGGUCAAUAUACACGUGGAUCAGGAAAGCCAACAAUCGUUUUAGAGGCUGUUGCGUCACAAGACCUCUGGAUAUGGCACGCGUUUUUCGGACCUCCAGGUACAUUAAACGAUAUCAAUGUUCUUGAUCGAUCACCGGUUUUUGAUGAUAUAUUACAAGGUCGAGCUCCAAAAGUUAAUUACAUUGUAAACGGACACGAAUACCAUUUGGCUUACUAUCUCACAGAUGGUAUAUAUCCAAAAUGGGCUACUUUUGUCCAAUCUAUUCCACUUCCGCAAGGUCCGAAAGCAACCUUAUUCGCUACACAUCAAGAAGCUGUACGUAAAGAUGUCGAACGUGCUUUUGGAGUCUUGCAAGCUCGAUUUGCCAUUGUCAAAAAUCCCGCUCUUUUGUGGGAUAAAAUAAAAAUUGGCAAGAUAAUGCGAGCAUGUAUCAUUCUACAUAAUAUGAUCGUCGAAGACGAACGAGAUGGGUACACUCAUUUUGAUGUAUCAGUUUUCGAACAGCCGGAAUCAAACCGAUCUUCAGAAGUGGAUUUCACAUUUUCUACAGAUAUGCCUUCAAAUCUCGGCAAUAUGAUGGCCAUUCGGAAUCAAAUUCGUGAUAGAAAAAUAAAUCAACAAUUGAAAGCUGAUUUGGUUGAGAAUAUAUGGCAAAAAUUUGGAGCAAAUGGAGAUUUCAACUAAUCGUUUUUUUUCUCGUUUACUUUUGCAUUUGUAUUUUUAAUAUCUUUUUGUAAUUUUUAUUAAAAAUUUUAUGUAUGCUUUUAUAUUAAAUAAUUCUACUUAAUUUUUUUUUUUUUUUUUAGAACCCCAUAGGGGGUUCUCCCAUUGGAGGAAGAAAAUAAUAAUUCCACCAACCAAAGCUCUAAUCUUGCCAGAUUACCUUAU